Morone saxatilis (striped sea-bass) is the source of this 4942-nucleotide messenger RNA. Its product is annotated as bile salt export pump-like. The transcript has 28 exons. Gene Ontology annotation, biological process: transmembrane transport. Gene Ontology annotation, molecular function: ATP binding; ABC-type transporter activity; ATP hydrolysis activity. Gene Ontology annotation, cellular component: membrane. The record is from RefSeq and is a predicted model, not a curated record. NCBI's taxonomy places the organism in Eukaryota, Metazoa, Chordata, Actinopteri, Moronidae. Bases 1 to 4095 code for a protein of 1364 amino acids.
AUGCCGACUGGAUCAGUGAAACUGCAAAGCAUUAAAAAACUGGGGCAGGAAAACCACAGCUAUGACUUCUCAGAUGAAGAACCAGCUGGCUCCUAUAUGAGCAUGACGAAUUCCACGGACAAUAAGAAAGUUCAGGCAAAUGAGGAUCAACCAGCAAUAAGGGUCGGCUUCUUUCAGCUGUUCCGUUUUGCCACGUGCCACGAGGUGCUGAUGAUGGUGAUAGGAAGUGUUUGUGCUGUGCUGCACGGCUCUGCGCAGCCCCUCAUGCUGCUGGUGUUCGGCCUGCUCACUGACACCUUCAUCGAGUACGACAUCGAGCUGAACGAGCUAAAAGAUGACAGGAAGGAGUGUGUGAACAACACUAUCCAGUGGAAGAAGAACUACACUGCAGCGCACAGCUCGAUCACAAAGCCGAACCAGUCAGACUGGAGCCUCAUGAACAAUUCAACAUGGGAGAUGUUGACACCGCUGCCGGUCAGGUCGUGUGGGAUUCUCGACAUUGAAUACGAAAUGACACAGUUUGCCUUCUAUUAUGUUGGAAUCGGAGCAGCUGUAUUCUUGCUGGGAUACUUUCAGAUCUCCCUGUGGGUGACGGCUGCUGCCCGGCAGAUUCAGCUCAUCAGGAGGAUGUACUUCAGCAAAGUGAUGAGGAUGGAGAUCGGCUGGUUCGACUGCACCUCCGUAGGGGAGCUCAACACUCGGAUGUCAGAUGAUAUCAACAAGAUCAACGAUGCCAUUGCGGAUCAAGUUGCCAUUUUUUUGCAGCGCUUCACCACCUUCGUGUGUGGCUUCUGCAUUGGCUUUGUGAAAGGAUGGAAGUUAACGCUCGUCAUUGUCGCAGCAAGUCCACUGAUCGGUAUUGGAGCUGGUCUGAUGGCUCUGUUUGUGGCCAAGCUAACGGGGAUGGAGCUGCAGGCCUACGCCAAAGCUGGAGCUGUAGCUGACGAGGUCCUCUCCUCCAUCAGGACUGUGGCAGCUUUUGGUGGAGAGCUAAAAGAAGUGCAAAGGUACGACAGGAACUUGAUCUCAGCGCAGCGCUGGGGCAUCAGGAAGGGUCUGAUCAUGGGCUUUUUCACUGGAUAUAUGUGGCUGAUUAUCUUUCUGUGCUAUGGUCUGGCUUUCUGGUAUGGCUCCAGUCUGGUGGUGGAUGCAGAGGAGUACACACCAGGAACACUACUGCAGGUGUUCUUUGGUGUUCUGAUAGCAGCCAUGAAUUUGGGGCAGGCCUCCCCAUGUCUGGAGGCGUUCGCUGCAGGCCGUGGAGCUGCUACCAUCAUCUUUGAGACUAUCGACAGAGAGCCGGAGAUUGAUUGUCUAUCUGAGGCUGGAUACAAGCUUGACAGGGUCAAGGGAGAUAUUGAGUUUCAUAAUGUGUCCUUCUACUACCCGUCCAGACCUGAAGUCAAGAUCCUGGACCAGCUCAGUGUUGCAGUGAAGUCAGGGGAGACCACAGCCUUUGUCGGUCCGAGUGGAGCUGGGAAGAGUACUGCUAUUCAGCUCAUCCAGCGCUUCUAUGACCCUAAAGAGGGCAUGGUGACCCUGGAUGGUCAUGACAUCAGAGGACUGAACAUCCAAUGGCUGCGUUCGCUGAUUGGCAUUGUGGAGCAGGAGCCUGUGCUGUUUGCCACCACCAUCGCUGAGAAUAUACGCUAUGGUCGACCCGGCGUCUCCAUGGAAGACAUCAUCACUGCUGCAAAGGAGGCCAACGCCUACAACUUCAUCAUGGAUCUGCCGCAGAAAUUCGACACCCUGGUGGGGGAGGGCGGAGGUCAGAUGAGCGGCGGUCAGAAGCAGCGUAUCGCCAUCGCUCGGGCUCUGGUCAGAAAUCCUCGUAUCCUGCUGCUGGACAUGGCAACCUCUGCCCUUGACAACGAGAGCGAGGCCAUAGUUCAAGAAGCUUUGGAUAAAGUACGCAUGGGUCGCACUACCAUCUCUAUUGCUCACCGGCUGUCCACCAUAAAGAAUGCUGAUGUGAUUGUUGGCUUUGAGCACGGCCGGGCUGUGGAGAGGGGCAAACACAACGAGCUGCUGGAAAGGAAGGGAGUCUACUUCACUCUUGUCACCCUACAGAGCCAAGGAGACAAGGCUCUAAAUGAGAAGGCUCGGCAAAUGGCUGACAAUGAAGAAGAGCCAGAGAGGCUGAAUCUAUCCAGAGCAGGCAGCUACCGCGCCAGUUUGAGAGCCUCGAUCCGCCAGCGGUCCCGAUCUCAGCUCUCCAAUCUGAUCCCAGAGUCGUCUGUUUCCAUCGCUGGAGAGCUUGGCCCCAGAGCUUACGCUGUGUCACAGGCAGACAAAUUCAAGGAUGCCGUCCCAGAGGAGGAGGACGAUGAACUGGUGGAGCCUGCUCCAGUCACCAGGAUCCUGAAGUACAACAUACCUGAAUGGCCCUAUAUGCUUUUUGGAUCCUUUGGGGCCGCCAUAAAUGGAGGGGUCAAUCCCGUCUACUCUCUACUGUUCAGUCAAAUCUUGGCGACAUUCUCAGUAACAGAUCCUGUGGCUCAGAGGAAGGAGAUUGAUGGUAUCUGCCUGUUCUUUGUCAUGGUCGGCGUGGUCUCUUUCUUCACCCAGAUGCUGCAGAGUUAUGCCUUCUCCAAGUCUGGGGAGCUGCUGACUCGCAGGUUACGGCGGCUCGGCUUCCACGCCAUGCUGGGCCAAGAGAUCGGCUGGUUUGAUGAUCACAGAAACAGCCCCGGAGCUCUGACAACGCGUCUGGCGACUGAUGCCUCACAAGUUCAAGGAGCUACAGGUUCGCAGAUUGGGAUGAUCGUUAACUCUCUGACCAACAUCGGCGUCGCCGUCCUCAUGUCAUUCUACUUCAGCUGGAAGCUCACGCUGCUCAUCCUGUGCUUCCUGCCGUUCAUCGCUCUGUCUGGCGGCUUCCAGGCUAAGAUGCUAACAGGGUUCGCAAAAGAGGACAAGCAGGCCAUGGAGUCGGCUGGACGGAUUUCUGGUGAGGCACUAAACAACAUCCGCACCAUCGCAGGCCUGGGGAAAGAGAGGAGUUUUGUGGACAUGUACAAUGCCCAGCUAGACGCUCCGUACCAAGCGGCCCUGAAGAAAGCAAACGUAUACGGAGCCUGCUAUGGUUUCGCCCAGUGCGUCGUCUUCUUGACGAACUCCGCCUCCUACAGGUUUGGAGGUUACUUGGUGCGACAGGAGGGGCUCCACUUCAGCUUGGUGUUCAGGGUCAUCUCAGCCAUCGUCACCAGUGGCACAGCCCUUGGCAGAGCCUCCUCCUACACACCGGACUACGCCAAGGCCAAGAUUUCAGCCGCACGUUUCUUCCAGCUGCUGGACCGUGUGCCCAAGAUCAGCGUCUACAGCGACAAGGGAGAUAAAUGGGAUAACUUCCAAGGGAACAUUGACUUCAUUGACUGUAAGUUCACCUACCCCACCAGGCCUGACAUCCAGGUCCUGAAUGGGCUGAAUGUGUCGGUGAAGCCCGGCCAGACGCUGGCCUUUGUGGGCAGCAGCGGCUGCGGGAAGAGCACCAGCGUGCAGCUGCUGGAGAGGUUUUAUGAUCCUGACCAUGGCAAAGUGCUGAUUGAUGGCCAUAACUCCACUCGUGUCAACGUGCCCUUCCUGCGCUCCAAGAUUGGCAUCGUGUCCCAGGAGCCCAUCUUGUUUGACUGCAGCAUCGCAGAGAACAUCAAGUACGGCAACAACUUGCGGGAAAUCGGCAUGAAUGAGGUCAUCUCCGCCGCCAAGAAAGCCCAGCUUCACGACUUUGUCAUGUCACUCCCCGAGAAAUAUGACACGAACGUCGGCGCCCAGGGUUCCCAGCUGUCUCGCGGUCAGAAGCAGCGAAUCGCCAUCGCCAGGGCGAUCAUACGUGACCCCAAGAUCCUGCUGCUGGACGAGGCCACCUCUGCCCUGGAUACUGAGAGCGAGAAGACGGUGCAAGAAGCCCUGGACAAAGCCAGAGAGGGUCGGACCUGCAUCGUCAUCGCCCAUCGCCUGUCCACCAUUCAGAACUCUGACAUUAUCGCCGUCAUGUCCCGGGGGUUUGUGAUCGAGAAGGGAGCGCACGACCAGCUCAUGGCCCUGAAGGGAGCCUACUACAAGCUGGUUACCACAGGAGCACCAAUCAGCUAACUGCUCAGGGAAACAGCAGCCAAUUAGCGAGGCAGCCAAGAGAAACGAAAUGCAAGGAGCAGCGUUAUUACCGUACGUCGAGAGGGAGGCUGGGGCAGGAUGUAUGUGGGGGACAAACUAAGAAGAUACACCUGUUCACUCGUACAGUAUUUAUUUUUGGGAUGGGAUCCUGUCAUGCAGAGAGGGGUUUUGUUUGUCACACACCCUGUUUUGGGGGUAUUUUAAGGUCAUUGUCUUCCUGUUAUGUUCACAGUUGUUUAUCUCAUUCACACGCCAGCAGGUAGCAGGAAAGUGUGUCCCAUGUCUAAAAACCAAUAAACCAAAACACAAUACACGUAACCCACACCUGAUGCAGUGGUAUCCAGAGCUAAUAGCAUCCCAUAAUUCACCACAGUAACCUUAUUAUCCGACUAACAGUUUCUGGCAAUCGGGAUUCUGCCUGAAUAUUAUUUUAAUUACUCACGCAGUUACGGCAGAACCUCCACAGAUGGUUAUCACUUACUGUACUCGUACUGUAAUACAGAAAAUCUAUUCUCCUUGCUGAGAGUGAUAAGAAUCUACAAUCAUUAAAUAUUUAAUAUAUCAUUUUAUUAAUGGUUUUAACUGAAUAUAUUCCUUCCUUUAGUAAGAAUAGUGAGAGAAUACAUAUUUUCUCAGGAAGAAAAGUUGAUUUCCCCAAAUGUUACCAGGUAGAAAGCAUUCAAAAUAAUAUCCAUGUGCUUCUAGAUAAUUUUAUGUAAUUGCUUCAUUAAUUGUAUUCCUCCUCCCAGACUCUCAGUGUGUGUUUGUCUUUCACUGCUGUCUGACUGUAACGCCGUAUGGACGGUCCUAUUUUUUAUGCUUUGUG